Messenger RNA from Fusarium verticillioides 7600, 733 nucleotides. RefSeq lists its product as hypothetical. The transcript has a single exon. Bases 157 to 474 code for a protein of 105 amino acids. NCBI's taxonomy places the organism in Eukaryota, Fungi, Ascomycota, Sordariomycetes, Hypocreales, Nectriaceae. The record is from RefSeq and is a predicted model, not a curated record.
AAAAGACCUGAGUCUCCUCUCCUCGAACUUCUUUUCCCUUCUGCUCUUCAGUCACUCACUCACAUCCACUCUUUACUCGCAACUUCUCUACGCUCUUUCAACAAAAGACAACAGUCCUUCCUUAAUUCCAUUUUCUUCAAUAACUAAACCGCCAACAUGAAGUUCUCUGCUGUCACCCUUCUCACUCUUGCCACUGGCAUCCUCGCCGCUCCCGUCGCCGAGGCCAGCUACGACGUCUCGUACUCCAACUACCAGGCUCCCAAGGCCCCCAAGCCCCACUAUGAGAAGCCCAAGCCUAAGCCUCACCACGAGAAGCCCAAGCACGAGUAUCCCGCUCCCAAGCCUCACCAUGAGAAGCCCAAGCCCAAGCCUCACCCCAAGAAGCCUGAGUACCCUGCUCCUCACCACGAGAAGCCCAAGCCUGCUCCUAAGCCUGAGUACAAGGCUCCCACCUACCAGGCUCCUCACUACUAGAUUCGCUCUGAGAGGAUGAAGGACAGUGGCUGUUUGUGCUGUGGUAAUUGAGUGAGUGACUCGUGCUGAUUCAUGAUCAUGGUAUACGACCUGUGUGGAAACGCAUAGCGAGAGCACGGCGCUGGACUUCCGACUUAUGAGAGAUUCUGGAGGAAUGGCAGACAUGUGUUUGGAUGGAUGGACUUUAGACAUUUUCUUCUUGUACUUUAUUGGCAUAUAAGUUAUUAAUAACUGCAUCCGAAUGAACUGCGUUGCUUAU